CGAACUCGGAGCCGAACUCGUCCCUAAGAGCGGCUUUACUUUGCUCCAUUUUAAACUUAAAUGUCCCCCCGGUGUUCGGGAACCAGAUGUUGGAGCUGUACCGGGUCCAGACGGCCCUGCUGAGGCGGAACAGGGUCCGGGAGAUGGUGGACCGGGACCGGCGGCGUCGCCACUAUCUGCGGCGGCGAAGGGCUUUCCUGCUGUCCUCCAUCGCCGCCAUUCUGAGCCUCAUCACGUCCACCAACAGGCCCAUAUGGGUCCGGAACCGAAGCGCCGGCCAGAACUUCUGGCGGUCGGCCGAGUCGUUCGACGACGAGGAGUGGAAAGCGCAGUUUCGCGUGUCACGAGCGACGUUCGACUACCUGGUCGAACAGGUCGGCGCGGCCAUCAAACGUCGCCGGACGAACUACCGGCGCCCCAUCGAGCCGCGCCGCAGACUGGCCAUCACGCUGUGGUGGUUCGCCCGGUCCGGGGAGUAUCGCUCCAUCGCCAGCUUGUUCGGGGUGGGGAUCGCGACCGUGUGCGUGAUUGUGCGUCAGGUCACUUCGGCCAUAGUGGACCGGCUGUACGAGCGGUUCGUGUCGCUGCCGAGCGGACCUCGGCUGGACGAAACCAUCAAAGCCUUCAGGGACCGCUGCUACCCGCAGUGUGCGGGGGCCAUCGGCGGGACCCACAUCCCCAUAGCUGCUCCCAGGAACAACCCGGAGCACUACAUCAACAAGAGGGGGUGGCACUCCGUGAUCCUGCAGGCCGUGGUGGACCACAACAUGUGUUUCACGGAUGUGUACGCCGGCUGGCCUGGAAGUACCAGCAGUGCCAUUGUGCUGGCCAGCUCAGACCUGUACCUGAGAGCAGAGGACCGCCCAGACGGUUACCUGUUCCCCAGAGAGCUGAAGUUUCUCUCGCAGAAAUCUGUCAUGUGCGACGGCGUUGAAAUCCCCGUGCAUCUCAUCGGUGGUGCGUCGUUCCCUCUGAAGCCAUGGCUGAUGAAAGGAUACAGCCUGGAGCACCGGCUGUCUCCUAAACAGCGCCGCUUCACCUACACCCUCUCCUCGGCUCGGUCCGUGGUCGACUCCGCUUUCACGCGCCUGAAAGGACGCUGGAGAUGCCUGCAGAAGAAGAGCGACAUCGACGUCUUGAUGAUGCCCAGAGUCGUCGCUGCGUGCUGCGUUCUGCACAACAUCUGCGAGAACCGGGGGGACCGGUUCCUCCCCGAGUGGAACGCCGACUCGGCUCCUUCUGCGAAUGCUUUGAGGCAGCCUGAAACAGAACCGUACGAUGGAGACACGUACUGCACGGCUGAGGUCAUCAGAGACACUAUUACCUAUAACCUGUUGACUAUACUGCAGCACUGAACCUGCGGGGAGGCGGGGCUUCUCUCCUGACUCCCGCAGGCGUCUGUAGGAGUGUAAACAGUUUGAUUUUGUCAGUUACAGCUUCAGGUUCCUUCUGGACUGGAGGAGGGCUGAUGAACGUGUGACUGAUUUGUGUGAUCUUGACCAACAGAGGCUCGGAGUCUAAUGGCCCUUUCACGCCUGAAGGGCCGCACCAAACUUUGUUUUUAUACAUUAGUUUUAGUUAGUUUCACUUUGCAAUCAUGCGAGAACACUAAAGAACUUUUACAUGUCAUCAUCUCUGUGGGCUUCGUCUCCCUGUACUUGACACUGAUUGGUUUGUACACGGCCGUGCGUCUGGCGUCGGCGUGUUGUCAGUUCAGUUUUAGUUUAGCUUUAGAAUGAAUGAACAGAUGCAUCUCGCUGCCAGUGCGUUGUUGUUAUGGCGUUAUUACCUGCAGCACAGACUGCACUCGAGGUUAGUUCAAAUUCGCCAAAUUGACGUCAUAUUUGUGUGAAUGUUAUAUCGUCGUCGCCGGCAGGAAAGGCGCGUCGGUGCAGUCGUCUGUUUGAACAGAUGAGCUGUCAUGAGGAGAUUUAGAUUCGUGUCCUCUUUUCAUUGGAUUUGUUUGUUUCCGGUUUAAACGGGAACCACUGGAACUUCCUGUAAACAGUCUGAAAGUCUGAACCACCCAAAAAAUGCUUUCACACUAGAAAAAGGAACCGGACCACGGUUUAGUUUGAUCCGGAUUGACUUUUUGUGGACCACGUUUUGUCUGUCUGGUCCGGGCCGUGGACCAGGGGAGGUUUCACACAUGUAAUGAUGUUUCGGAUCAAACUGAGAUGUCCGGACCAAAUGAGGCAGCUGUGAACGCCCCUUAAAUGAAAGUGUCGUCUCGUCAGGAUUUUAGGAGACAAGUUUUCGGUACAAUGUUAUUAAAAUGAUAUAAAACCUUUAAACUUUUUCCAUAAAACCAUGAGAGCAGAACGUGACGACAUCAACAGCUUCAGGUUUAAAGUGGCCAUAACAGAACACUACAUGAUACAGUUUAUAUUGCAUGUUUAUUGUAUAUAAACAUUAAAGUCCCUGUUUGUAGCUGCAUUAUA
This is a messenger RNA of Micropterus salmoides (largemouth bass), 2441 nucleotides long. RefSeq names its product protein ALP1-like. Lineage: Eukaryota; Metazoa; Chordata; Actinopteri; Centrarchiformes; Centrarchidae. The record is from RefSeq and is a predicted model, not a curated record. The coding region runs from base 87 to 1355 and encodes 422 amino acids. The transcript has 3 exons.